Messenger RNA from Acanthoscelides obtectus, 457 nucleotides. Lineage: Eukaryota; Metazoa; Arthropoda; Insecta; Coleoptera; Chrysomelidae. The record is from the annotation of a GenBank genome assembly.
AAGUUGAAGCUUUGAUAUGAACCCCUGAAUAUAAUCAUAUUUGCUUGUUAUAAUGUUGUUUCUGCACUGAAGUUUCAAGUUUAGCUCAUUCAAGGAGUCAAAUAUGUCAGUUAAAUAAGCUAACCUCCAUUGGAAUGUGUUAUCUUUGAACAUUGUCAAGAAAUCGUGUUCUCCUUUGAACUCAUGAAAAAGAAUUACCUCUUCUUUCAAUUCAUAAAGGCGAGCCGACAUGUUGACUUUGGACAACCAGCGUACUUCUGUAUGGAACAGAAGAACUUUGUGAUCACAAUCGAAAUCCUCACAAAGUCAAGUAAAAUCCUUAUAGCCGAGUCCAAAGUCUGGCGUAAUUUCUGUGGCAAUGUUUUGGAAGCCAAAGCUUGCCGAUGAAUAACACAAUAUGUACUAACCAUUGCUUGAGUUUUUUCCUUGAGCUUUCUAGCUAAGCCCGAUCGUACAC